Drosophila obscura is the source of this 1123-nucleotide messenger RNA. Its product is annotated as circadian clock-controlled protein daywake-like. The transcript has 3 exons. NCBI's taxonomy places the organism in Eukaryota, Metazoa, Arthropoda, Insecta, Diptera, Drosophilidae. Bases 282 to 1067 code for a protein of 261 amino acids. The record is from RefSeq and is a predicted model, not a curated record.
GGAAAAUUUAUGAGGAAUUCCAUCCGAAUACCAGUGCUUAUAAUAUACCAAACCAAAGAGAAAUAGUUGCAUGCCUGAUUCUCGUAUUAGUUGUGGUCAUAGACACCCCACGGAUUAUCGGGAAAGCUCCACUAUAUAUUGAUGGCAGGUCUCAUUUUCUGACUCGAAACUGGUUCUCAAUUGAAUGCACAUUCCUGUUAAUUCUGUUGGCCUCAUAGAACUUCUAUUCUAUUACGAUUAUAUUGGCAUUUUAUUCGCUGAUCAGCCGCUGGAGCCAGCACAUGUACAGUAUUCCCACAGAUCCAACUAAAAUGCGUUCCAUUUCGAGCACAGUAGUCCUAAGUCUACAACUAAUCACCGUCUAUCGAUGCCAAGCACUGAAUAUAAGCGAUAUACAAAGAUGUCGCUUUGGGGACUCUGAUUGCAUUAUCGCGAGCAUGAACAGCAUUAUCAGGAGAUAUCCGAAGGGCAUACCAGCACUCGGAUUGAAACCCAUCGAUGUGGUCGACAUAUUGGAUUCCCAGAUAUGGAAUAAUGACCAAAGGGGCGCCGUCUGGUUCAAUUUCAAGAUGUUCGAUCAGGUCAACUAUGGCUUUGAGAAUACAACAAUCACAAAGGUUGGGGGCUUUGACAAGAACCCAACCACAUCGCAUAUCGAGAUAUUUGGCGAGAUCCCAAGCCUUAUCCACAAGGGCAGGUACACAGCCGCUGGCAAGCUGCUGCUGAUUAAAAUCAAUACAACUGGAGAAUUCAUAUCGGACUUUCAGAACUUCAAAUUCUCCCUCAAGCUGAAAGUUCUGCUGGAGUAUCGGAACAAUAAGCGUUACUUGAAGAUGUACGAGCUGGCGCCGCGCGUCAGCUUAGAUCGUUGGAUUAUAUGGCUGGAUGAUUUCUUUCACGAGAACACCGAUCUGACAAUACUCGUGAAUCAGGUGUUCAAUGCCCAUUGGGUGGAGUUCUGGAAUGAGCUGGAGCCAUCGAUUCUAUCGGUAUUCAGGAGUGUGUUCACUAGAAUGAUAGAGGAUAUAUUCGAGAAGGUCUCCUAUGAUGAUCUGUUCCUCAGCUAAAUACAAUAAAUUCCACAUAGACUUCUAGUCACUCAAUAUGUUAGAUAAUUUUUUUU